AUUGAUGAUGUCGGCAUCAAAGGCGGAACAGACGACUACGGCAAUGCAUCGCUCGACGACAAUCCGAACAUCCGUCGAUUCGUUUAUGAGUACGCAACCACCCUGGACCGCGUCUUCUUACGUUUCAUCACUGCGGGAGUCACGGCCUCGGGUUCGAAACUUGUCUUGGCAACGCCUCGGCUCAAGAUCGUCGGGUCCAUUGUAUCAAAAGAAGGGUGGCACCUCGCACAUGGGAUCGUGUCGAAGAUCCUCAACUGGCCAACGCCGUCGAACGUCUCUGACGUGCGCGGUUUCCUGGGGGUAGCGGGA
Messenger RNA from Phanerochaete carnosa HHB-10118-sp, 309 nucleotides. RefSeq lists its product as uncharacterized. The annotation marks the transcript as partial. The record is from RefSeq and is a predicted model, not a curated record. The transcript has a single exon. NCBI's taxonomy places the organism in Eukaryota, Fungi, Basidiomycota, Agaricomycetes, Polyporales, Phanerochaetaceae.